UUUCAGGUCUUGAUAAGAACCUUCUUGAAAGUUGAUUUAACGACCGAUUCAAGAUGAUAAAGAGUAUUUACAUCAUGGUAAUUAGAGGAUAAUUGGAGGAUGUAGAGCACCAAUUAUCAACCUUGAGAGGUACAAUAGCGAAGCUUGACUAACAACAUGGCGGACGAAUCGGCGAACGAGGCUCACGAGCUGGAGGGGACCUUCGCUAACAAAGCAACCGAAUGUUGUGAUUUAUUGCCGUACCUAAAACGUUUGGUCUAUGAAGCUUUGUCUACUGUUGUUAGUAUGGAUCAAACGAAUCUAGAUUCGUGUUCUCUGAAGUUCAACAAGAAAUUGGAAAAUGGAGAUUUAAUCAUUCCAGCUUUUGUACGGAGUUAUCUUGGCGCUGGCAAGGUUGAAUUUCAAAGUCUCUGUCAGGAGAUAAGUGACCAUGUGUCUAAAGUUCAGUUUGUCAGACAGUGUUGUGUGACAAGUGGGGGAAAUCUUCUGUUGAGUCUCAACAAGGCAGAUGUAACAAGUGCUGUGUUUAACAAUAUCAUCAAAGAAACAGAUCAAUAUGGACAGUCAAGCAAGCAGACACAUCAGUGUGUUUUAUUGAAUCCCUCUCUUUCGGUUCAUGUGGAGGAUGAAGGUCAUUUAAAUCUGGAUCAACUGAGAACAAUUCUCAUUUGCGAACACAUUAAGGAACUUUUAAAUGCAAAUGGCAUUGACGUGAAAUCAGCUUUGGACUAUAAGAGCCAAGAAACUUGUACAUGUAAGGAUGCAAGUAUCCAAGGCUACCAGGAAACCUACAACCUCUUCUCUCCAUCAUUAUUUAAUGUAAGGAAAAUCAGCCUGUGGACAGAAAAAGACCUUACUACUAAAGCUGAAGAACUUUACGAAAUAUUAAAAAAUGGCAAAUAUGCGGACUCUUUGAACAGAAAGACUGGAAGGCAGGCCAUCCAUGAGGCUGAGCUUAGUUCUCUUUGUGAGAGUAAAUGUACUUGCCAAGACUCUGAUUUAAAUUGUGAUGAGGUUAUUUUGGAUUUGCCCAAUUUUUGCCAAGAUAAUGAGCUGUAUUCAGUGACCUUAAAUAAAUUAUCAGUUUCACCAACAAGUUCAAUUCUUCUUGAUGUGGCAAAGUUGGAUUUAGUUGAAAAAAAUACUGGAAAUUUAGAUAUGGUGGUUCACUUAACAAGCUGUAAACAAGCAUUUAGUCAACAGCAAACUAGCACAGUUUGGCAAAUGACAUCAACAAAUCUGGCCAUGAAGAAACAGUUUUUCCUUUCACAUGGGCUUGUUUUAUUGUACAAAGAUGAGCAAAGACUUCACGAUCAUCUUGAUGUCUUGGAGUUACUAAGAAUUCGUGAAAAACAACUUCGAGCUUCUUAUGUACUGAAGUAUGGCAAUAAAGUUGUAGGUCAUGGCUGGGACACAUCAAUUAGGGAAAUGGCGGUGGCUGCAAUCAAAUUAGAAACUCUUUCUUCUGCUCCAAACAGUGAAAUAAAAAUUGACAUAAGUGAAACCUCAAGAGAAUUCAGGCAAGCCACCUUUGUUUUAUACAACUGUGCCAGGCUUGCUAAAUUAUUUGCAAACUUUGAGGAGAAUGUCCAGAAAGGUGUUUAUCCAGCACUACCUCCCAUCAGUGAGGUGGAUUUUAGCCUACUACGUGAUCAUGCUGAAUGGGAGUUGACUUUACAUUUUAUAGUAGCUUUUCCAUCUGUGAUUAAGGGUGCUGUCUCUGGACUGAAAAUGUGUACAUCAAAAUCUCAAAAUGUCAUUAUUCACUCAAAUAAGAUCUGCUGUUUCCUUUACAAUUUAAGCCACAAGUUCAGUUCUUAUUACGGCCGAGUUCACAUACUUGGAGAGCCAAGACAGCAUCUCUUUCCUACAAUGUUUGCUAGAUUGUAUCUAAUGAAAGCUCUUCAGCAGAUAUUUUUGAAUUGUUUGAAGCUCCUCAAUAUCAAUCCAUUAACUCAAAUGUAGGGCGGCAGAAUUUGCACUUUAUUUUAUUAAAUAACCGUUCAAUAUGAAGGUUCACACACUUUUCAGACAAGCCAACUCGGUGUUUUUAUAUGAGAUUAAAGACAAGUAUUUCAAACUAUUUUAGUCUCUUACGUUAUCACAUCUCAGUCUAGAUCUUUCAUCACUCACGCUUUUUCCACCUUAUUUUCCACUCUCGUUUUUCCACCUUUUUGCCAACGUCAAAUUAAAAGUCAUUAGGGAUGUUAAUUGCGACAAAAAACAUCUGCUAAGCUAUAUUUAGAAUUGCCUUUCCAAGUAAGCAAACCGUGGCACAUAAAAAAUGAAUAAAUUUAACCUAUCCCAGUUUGGAUGCAAAAUCCAAUAUCUAAUUAACCUGCAGUUGAAUAGGAAAAACCUCGAUGUGUUUUCUUACUACAAUCAUUCGA
Pocillopora verrucosa is the source of this 2390-nucleotide messenger RNA. Its product is annotated as DALR anticodon-binding domain-containing protein 3-like. Gene Ontology annotation, molecular function: tRNA binding; arginine-tRNA ligase activity; ATP binding. Lineage: Eukaryota; Metazoa; Cnidaria; Anthozoa; Scleractinia; Pocilloporidae. The record is from RefSeq and is a predicted model, not a curated record. Gene Ontology annotation, cellular component: cytoplasm. Gene Ontology annotation, biological process: arginyl-tRNA aminoacylation; tRNA C3-cytosine methylation.